AUUAUAAUAAAACUUACACUCCUAAGGAGGCUACGUAAGCUUCAAAAGUGGAGUCUAUACAAUAAUUAGUUCUUUAGAAAAAUAGAAAAUAAUAUACAAAAAAAACAACCAAAAAAAUUUGAUAGAAAAUGGCAUUUGGAUCAUAUGACGAUGAUUCGAAGAGGAAAAGGAGGUAUGCAAUGAUCUCCAUCUCUUCUGUUCUUCUCGUUUCAAUGGUUGUCGCCGUUACCAUCGGCGUCAACGUCAACAAUCACGAUAACGGAAGUAAAGAAGAGAUCACGGCUUCCGUUAAAGCCAUCAAGGAAGUUUGCGCGCCAACGGAUUACAAGAAGACUUGUGAAGACACUCUAAGGAAAGAUGCAAAAGACACAUCAGACCCGUUGGAGCUUGUGAGAGCAGGGUUUAACGUGACCAUGAAGCAAAUAACUAACGUGGCGAGGAAGUCACAGACUAUGAUCGAGCUACAAAAGGAUCCAAGGACGAAGAUGGCUUUGGAUCAAUGCAAGGAGCUUAUGGAUUACGCAAUAGGCGAGCUUAGUAACUCGUUUGUGGAGUUGGGAAAGUUCGAGUUUCACAAGGUGGACGAAGUGUUGAUUAAGGUUAAGGUUUGGCUCAGCGCGACGAUAAGCCAUCAGCAGACUUGUAUCGAUGGGUUUAAAGGGACGAAAGGUGAUGCAGGUGAGACGAUAAAGAAGGCUUUGAAAACCGCGGUGCAGUUAACGCAUAACGGGCUUGCGAUGGUCACCGAGAUGUCGAAUUACUUGGGACAAAUGCAGUUCACGGAAUUGAAUAGUCGUCGGCUGCUGGCUCAAGAGCCUUCGUGGGUUGAUGGGCGUGUGCGUAGGCUCUUGACCGCUCCAUUGUCUGAGGUCAAACCAGAUAUGGUGGUGGCUCAGGACGGGAGUGGUCAGUAUAAGACGAUCAGCGAGGCAAUGCAAAAUGUCCCCAAGAACAAGAAUGUGACUUUCGUGGUUUACAUUAAGACCGGAGUCUAUAAAGAGUUUGUUCAGGUGGACAGGACCAUGUCAGAUCUGGUUUUCAUCGGUGAUGGACCAGAUAAAACUGUCAUUACCGGCGAGAAAAGUUUCCAGGACGGUAUUACCACCUACCGUACAGCCACCGUUGCAAUUAUUGGAGACCGUUUCAUUGCCAAGAACAUGGGUUUCGAGAACACAGCCGGGGCGGCAAAGCAUCAAGCUGUUGGAAUUAGGGUUCUCUCAGACCAAUCCAUAUUCUACAACUGUAGAUUUGAUGGUUACCAAGACACACUCUACGCACAUUCCCACCGUCAGUUUUACCGGGACUGUACUAUCUCAGGCACAAUAGAUUUUCUCUUUGGAGACGCAGCCGCUGUAUUCCAGAACUGUAUAUUAUUAGUGAGGAAGCCACUACCGAACCAGGCAUGUCCCAUCACCGCACACGGUCGUGAAGAUCCGAAAGAAACAACAGGAUUCGUGCUCCAAGGGUGCACAAUUGCUGGCGAAGCGGAUUACUUGGCGGUCAAGGAAAGUAGCAAAGCUUAUCUUGGAAGGCCAUGGAAAGCGUAUUCAAAAACUAUUAUUAUGGACACGUUCAUACCGGAUUUUAUUGCGGCCGAAGGAUGGCAGCAGUGGAAAGGAAACUUUGGUAUUGACACGUUAUUUUAUUCGGAGGCAAGGAAUACUGGGCCGGGUGCAGGUGUCACGGGCCGGGUUACUUGGCCAGGAAUCAAGAAGUUGAGUGAUGAAGAUAUUCUUGGAUACACUCCGGCUAAGUACAUCCAAGGUGACGAGUGGAUUCCUAGUAAAGGUGUUCCCUACACCCCCGGUCUUUUCGCCGGAACCGGUUUAGCAACCGUGGCCGCUUCCUCCGAUUCUACACAAGCAGGUUCCAGCUCGAACACGACAGGGACAGGUCCAGCGGCUGCUCUACAAGCAGGUUCCAGUUCGAACACAACAGGGUCAGGUCCAGCGGCUGCUCCACAAGCAGGUUCCAGUUCGACCACAACAGGGUCAGGUCCAACGGCUGCUCCAGGAGUCUCUGCAGUCACUAAUACCACUGGCUUAGGGUCACCAUCAGCUACUCCUUCAGCUUCACCAUCACCAUCAACUUCUCCACCGGCUAUUACUUCAGCUUCACCGUCAGCUUCUCCAUCGGCUACACCUUCAGCUACACCACCUUCAGCCUCCCCUUCGAUUUCACCGUCAGCUUCUACUCCGUCUACCUAGAGGUCGUGUCUGUAAAUAUUUUGACAAACCUUGAGGAUUUUGUAAAUGAGUACAUGCAUGAUUAGCUUUGUAAAUUCAUGUUAAUAUCUUCCAGUAUAUAUGUUGUUACUCAUUUAUUAAAAAGUUAAUUAGUACAUCUUGUACAUGAAUCAUAUAAAUGUUACUUCUUGUACAUGUUUCAAGAAAUCAACAAUACUAGCCAAUGACAAUUUAGUGACCAU
Molecule: messenger RNA, 2428 nt
Organism: Brassica napus (rape)
Lineage: Eukaryota; Viridiplantae; Streptophyta; Magnoliopsida; Brassicales; Brassicaceae
Product: putative pectinesterase/pectinesterase inhibitor 28
Exons: 2
Coding region: 129-2207 (692 amino acids)
Biological process (GO): cell wall modification
Molecular function (GO): pectinesterase inhibitor activity; pectinesterase activity
Source: RefSeq, a predicted model, not a curated record